CCGGCAGAGCCCGGCGCCUCGCCAUGGUGCAGCCCGGGGAGCAGGCCCGGCUCUACCGGCCGCGGCCCGAGCUGCUGCCCGCGGCCCACGUCCCCUCCUUACCCCACUACCAGCGCCUCUACCAGCGCUCCGUGGAGGAGCCGCACGAGUUUUGGGGUGACAUCGCUAAGGAGUUCUACUGGAAGAGCCAGCACACGGGACCCUUCCUGAAGUACAACUUCGACGUGACCAAGGGGAAGAUCUUCGUGGAGUGGAUGAAAGGGGCGACCACCAACAUCUGCUACAACCUCCUGGACAGAAACGUCAAUGAGAAGAAGCUCGGGGACAAAGUCGCGUUUUACUGGGAAGGGAAUGAACCUGGGGAUUCUACGAAGAUCACCUACCAUGAGCUGCUGCACAAAGUCUGUCAGUUCGCCAACGUCCUCCGCAGCCAAGGUGUGAAAAAAGGAGACCGGAUUUCCAUCUACAUGCCAAUGAUCCUGGAGCUGGUCAUAGCCAUGCUUGCCUGUGCCAGGAUUGGAGCUCUGCACUCUGUUGUGUUCGCAGGUUUCUCCGCAGACUCUCUUUGCGAGCGGAUCCUCGACUGUGGUUGUUCUCUCCUCAUCACGGCAGAUGCUUUUUAUCGAGGGGACAAACUGGUCAACCUGAAGCAGAUUGCAGAUGAAGCCAUCCGGAAAUGCAAAGAGAAGGGAUCCCCUUUGAAAAAGUGCAUCGUGGUGAAGCACCUGGGGAGGGAAGAGGUGGCAGUGGAUGGGACCUGCAGCAAGUCUCCCCCUCUCAAGAGGCUGUGUCAGGAUGUACAGGAAAAAAAGACUGAGAGUUCACAGAGACUCCAUCCCAAGACCCCCUGGGACCCAGCUGUGGACAUGUGGUGGCACGAGCUGAUGGGCAGUGCCAGCACCGAGUGUGAGCCUGAGUGGUGCGACGCCGAGGACGAGCUCUUCAUCCUCUACACGAGCGGCUCCACUGGGAAACCCAAGGGUGUGCUGCACACUGUGGGUGGAUACAUGAUUUUUGUUGCCACCUCCUUUAAAUACGUGUUUGAUUACCAACCCGAGGAUGUGUACUGGUGCACGGCCGACAUCGGAUGGAUAACGGGCCAUUCCUACCUCACCUACGGACCCCUGGCAAACGGGGCAACCAGUGUGUUGUUUGAAGGUGUCCCCACCUACCCAGACGUCGGGCGAAUGUGGAGCAUCGUUGACAAGUACAAGGUGACCAAGUUCUACACAGCACCCACGGCCAUCCGGCUGCUGAUGAAGUACGGGGAGGAGCCAGUCAAAAAGCACAGCAGGAAGUCCCUGAAGGUGCUGGGGACCGUGGGUGAGCCCAUCAACCCCGAGGCCUGGCUGUGGUACUACCGCGUGGUGGGAGAGGAGAGGUGUCCCAUCGUGGACACCUUCUGGCAGACAGAGACGGGAGGCCACAUGCUGACACCCCUUCCUGCUGCCACCCCCAUGAAGCCAGGCUCUGCUUCAUUCCCCUUCUUUGGUGUGGUUCCUGCCAUCUUGAGCGAGUCGGGGGAAGAGCUGGAAGGAGAGGCAGAAGGCUACCUGGUGUUCAAGCAGCCCUGGCCGGGGAUCAUGCGCUCGCUCUACGGGAAGCACCAGCACUUCGAAACCGUCUACUUCAAGAAGUUCCCCGGGUACUACGUGACAGGAGACGGUUGCAGGAGAGAUAAAGAUGGUUAUUACUGGAUCACGGGGCGAAUUGAUGACAUGUUGAAUGUUUCUGGCCACUUGCUGAGCACGGCGGAGGUGGAGUCGGCCCUGCUGGAGCACGGGGCUGUGGCAGAGGCUGCGGUGGUCAGUCACCCCCACCCCCUGAAGGGAGAGUGCCUCUACUGCUUUGUGACCCUGAGGGAGGGCCAUGAGUUCACCCAGAACCUGAUGGAUGAGCUGAAAAAACAAGUCAGAGAAAAAAUUGGACCGAUAGCAACACCUGAUUACAUCCAGUAUGCCCCCAGCCUGCCCAAAACCCGCUCAGGGAAGAUCACCAGACGGAUAUUAAGGAAGAUUGCCAAAAAUGACCAAGACCUGGGGGACAUCUCCACCUUGGCAGACCCGGGCAUCAUAAAACACCUCUUCAACAGCAGGUGUGACACGAAGCAGUAGCAGCAGGGCCUGUCCCUGCUGAGCAGGACUGUGGCAGCAGCAGCAGCAGUGUCCUGAUGAGCAGGUCCCUCAAACAACCGCUGCCUGCCCGGGAAGGGAACCUGCACCUCUUGAAUUGAAUGUACCAAUGUCUGGGACGGGGAGAUCUGGCCCUGGAGAGGCCGUGUCCAUGCCCUGCAGGAGGGUGUCUGUCAUGUUCCCCAUGGAUAUCAGACAUCUGGGGUUCAGCACAGAGGGACUCACCCCCCUCCCUUUUUGCAGCACCUCAUUCUUGAUUUUAAUUUAAUUUUUGGGGGGCGGUAGAGGGUGUUAAUUAAUUAUGUAAUUGAGGGGCCCUGGCACCUUGUGCACAGUGGGAAGGAACUUUGGGGGCUGGAAGGGAAGUGGUGCUGGAGUUGCUCAAUGCAGGCAGGCCAGGGAGGUGCACCUGCCACUGCCCACACACCUGCUAGGCUUCCCCUUCUCCCUGGGGUGCUGCAAACUGCAGGGACACUGAGAACACUCUCACAUCAUCACUGCACAGCUCAGCUUGUCUUGCACCCACUGUCCAAGCCUGCUGCCAGCAGAGGUCCUGGGGCCUGGAGUGGGGCAAGGCUUGAGGGAGCUCUAGGCUUUAAACAGGUUUUAGAGCAAUUUGAUACAAAGAUCUGCUGCUUCCUACCUGUGUGGUGCCAGCUGGAGUGUUUUCCCCAAUCCAGGGUCUUUCACUGGCCAUGGGCACUAUAGGGAGCCACGCAGGGGAAAAGCCUUGGUGUGAUGUGCUCCAAGGAGCACCAUUCCCACCUGCCCUGCUGCCACCACCUCACAGCUGGAUGCUCCCUUUGCUUCCUGGGGGAGGAUUGGGGGUUGUUACACCAAAGGAUGGUGGGGAAUCAGCCAUGCCAGAGGCACCCUUCCCAUGGCAGGUGACCCAGGUAGGCACCAUGACCACUGACAGAGCAGGGAAGCCAAGGCAGGCAGGGCUGUGCGAGUCCCACCUUUCCUCAUCUGGAAAAAACAGUGGGAGAUGUUCAAAGUUAGUGUUUGCUCAAAUCUGACACAGCUUUGUGAUGCUGAGAGCUAAAGACCCCCACCCCUCUUGCCCAGGAGCCUGACCACCACCAGGGACUGCCAAAGCCAUCCUUCCUCCCAUGAAGGACAUUUAACUCCAGCCAGGGCUGAGCUGGGGCUGAUACCUCCUUUGCAAUGUCUCUAUGGAAACUGCAUGUGAACCAUUUGAUUUUGCACUUAAACCAAAGGAGAAAUGGGCUUUAAAACUUGCUGCAGCUGCUGUUUUGGUGAGAGCCAGUGUUAACAGGCUUUACCUGCAACCUGAGCUGACUUUGGGCUGGGGAGGAGGAGGCAGCUGCCUCUGGGGUGGGGGGCUCAGGGCAGGUGUUGCUGGGCUGUCAGCCAAGUCCCAAGUCUCAUUCCCUACCUGCUGCUCUCACUGGCACAGCACCCGUGUCACCUGUACCCUGGGUGCCUGCUGGUGUCCCAUGUGCCCCCACAGCUCUGUACCACUGGAUUGUGCCACCUUGGUGACAAGGAUUCCCACAUCCUCGCUGCUCCUCUGUUACCUUUUUGUCAGCUAUGUAAUUUUUGGCUGGAAAACAGCGAGAAUUUCAUGCAAAAUGAAAUAAAAUUCAAGAAAACAAAAUG
Messenger RNA from Chiroxiphia lanceolata (lance-tailed manakin), 3755 nucleotides. It is a transcript of the gene ACSS2, whose product is annotated as acyl-CoA synthetase short chain family member 2. Gene Ontology annotation, cellular component: cytoplasm. Bases 24 to 2114 code for a protein of 696 amino acids. Gene Ontology annotation, molecular function: AMP binding; acetyl-CoA synthetase activity. The record is from RefSeq and is a predicted model, not a curated record. The transcript is spliced from 19 exons. Lineage: Eukaryota; Metazoa; Chordata; Aves; Passeriformes; Pipridae.